CUUCAAUGUGGACAUAAUAAUAAAAAACGUUUUUUUUCCCUUUUCUAGGCUCAGAUUUCACCACUCUUUCCAGUCCAGUCUACUAGCGAGGGCUCCCCAGUUUCCUGAACAGCGGCUGGUGAUCAAGCCUAUUCCGUUUUAAGUGGUAUCUUUUAGGGAUCAAAUAAAGCCCUAGCCACGCUCAAAUUGGUUUCCUUUAGGGGGUUAAUUCAAUUUUUCCCACGAGCAUCCCCGACCUUUUCCUAUAGGAGUCCCCCCGGAGCCAGUGGUUCAUACUGAAGAGCCGUCAAUUUCUCCCGUGGCAAAUACAUUUGGAUUUAUUGUGGUACAUGUAUAAACCUUAAUUGUUUCCUCACUGACUAUAUAGUCUCUCGAUCAAAUGCAAAACUAAAUAGUCUUCCUAAAGUGUAUUUUCAUUCAAAUUGCCCAUUUGAUCGAAAGGAAACAAAGUAAGACUUUCAAAGCAUUUAAAAGUUCGCGUACCUUGUUUGUGAAUUCAGUCACAGUGAGAUCUCUACUCGUCCUCUUUUGCUGGACGACAUUUUCACAACUUUUUUUUCUCGUUUCCUAGUGAAUUGAAGUAGAGAAGUUGAACACAAGCUUUUACGGUCGAGCGAAAACACUAAUUUAUUAUAUACUUUUGAUUUCCGGAUUUUAAAAUUCCGUAAUGUCGCUAAGUCUGCUAGCCACAGUUUCAGAGAUAACGAUCCUCUGUUUCAUUUGUUUAGCGGUUCUGAUCGGUAACUUGAGCUUAUACAUCAUCGUUUACAAGAACAAAGAUCUUCAAACAAUCACCAACUUGUACAUUCUAAACCUGGCCGCGGCAGACAUCAUGGUGUCAGUUCUAAGCAUUCCGUUCACUGUAGUGACGGUCAUUACAGGACGCUGGCUGUUCGGUGACACAGUUUGUGUGGCGCUUGGCCUUUUCACGACUUUAUCCUUCAUUGCAUCUGUGAUGUCUCUUGGUAUGAUCGCCAUCAACCGAUAUUUUUACAUCGUCAAGUGGAACACUUACAAAAAGACUUUCUCGAAGAAGAAAAGUUUGCUCUACGCUGCUGCAGUGUGGGUAGUGUCGGUAUCUUUGGCUUCUCCCCCGCUUUUCGGCUGGGCAGAAUACCGCUUCAUUCCUGGAAAAUCCUACUGUUUCGUUUACUGGCCUUCAAAUGCGUACUUUAUGUACUUCAUGAUCACAGUCUGCUUUUUCGGGCCUCUUUCCGUGAUGGCUUUUUCGUAUUACAACAUUUUGACGUUUACAAAGACUUUGAAAAGGCGAAUUGCAGUUUCAAGGAAUAACCUCACACCACCGCCUCAACAAAAACAGCCUGAUCCUGCUGACAGAACCUGUCUCCAUGAGAUUACAGUAGUAAAGGAAACUCAAACCAGACACAAUCCAGAGAGUGAGCUACACUUAAACAUGGCGGAGAGACCACAUAUCAACGGACAAAGCCAUUGCAAACUGGAUUUGAAAUCGAAAUCCGACGUGUUUCAGCUAACACCGGAAGAAACUAAGAUGACAAACACAAUUCUUCUCGUAGUGGCGCUGUUUGUCAUUUGUUGGGCUCCAUUUGCUAUAACCAUGUUUUUUGAUGUGUAUUAUCCCAGGCCCUUACCUCGCGCCGUCGAUAUCGUAUCAUUGCUUCUUAGCUAUCUUAACAGUAUGUGCAAUCCUAUUCUGUAUGGAUUGCGUAAUUCAGCUUUCAAACAAGGAUUUCUAGAUCUGUACUCGAGAUUUCUACCCGAACGGUACCGACCUACUCAUGUAACACUUCUAGAAGUGAACGCAAAUGCGUCUUAGUGACGUGGGAGCUGCAAAUGUCGCGAUGAUUAAUCCAUCAUGGGUCUUAGAAUUCUAAAAAAAUUAAAAAUUAAAUGAAACUUAAUUGGAAUGUAACAUUUUGCUCUUAAGUUUCUGGUUAGUAAACGGUUUGAACCCAGGAGUAUCAGUAGUUCGUAUAGUGUGAUCGUCCGGGUGAGAGUAGCUCUGAAAAGAAC
This is a messenger RNA of Orbicella faveolata, 1992 nucleotides long. Its product is annotated as putative G protein-coupled receptor No18. The record is from RefSeq and is a predicted model, not a curated record. Gene Ontology annotation, biological process: G protein-coupled receptor signaling pathway. Gene Ontology annotation, cellular component: membrane. Gene Ontology annotation, molecular function: neuropeptide Y receptor activity. NCBI's taxonomy places the organism in Eukaryota, Metazoa, Cnidaria, Anthozoa, Scleractinia, Merulinidae.